Messenger RNA from Lagopus leucura (white-tailed ptarmigan), 3350 nucleotides. RefSeq names its product biliverdin reductase A (gene BLVRA). The transcript has 7 exons. Lineage: Eukaryota; Metazoa; Chordata; Aves; Galliformes; Phasianidae. Gene Ontology annotation, biological process: heme catabolic process. The coding region runs from base 165 to 1055 and encodes 296 amino acids. The record is from RefSeq and is a predicted model, not a curated record. Gene Ontology annotation, molecular function: zinc ion binding; biliverdin reductase [NAD(P)H] activity; nucleotide binding. Gene Ontology annotation, cellular component: cytoplasm.
UGGAGCUGUGAUAUGCUAGCUAUUAAAUACAGGUCUUAAGACAAGUUCUGUGAUAUGAUGAACCACUUGAACACAUUUCAAAGGGAUUUGAGUGAACUCAGUAGCCUAUUGCGUCACAUUUCUGUUAGCUACUUGCUGACAUCUGAAUAAGUCAGAUUAACAGAAUGUUUGGGACUGUGGUGGUCGGCGUUGGAAUUGCUGGCUUAGCACGGAUUCGAGAUUUGAUGAAUCCAAUGCCUUCUAGCCCUUCAGAGCAUCUGAAGCUCCUUGGAUUUGUAUCCAGGAGAAGUUUUGGCAAUAUUAAUGAAGCCAAGCAGAUUAGCCUGGAAGAUGCUCUAAGAAGCAAAGAGAUUCAUGCAGCCUUUAUCAGCACAGAGAACAAAAGCCACGAAGAAACCAUCAGAAUGUUUUUAGAAGCUGGGAAGCAUGUCCUUGUUGAGUACCCCAUGGCUUUGUCUGCUAAGGCAGCCCAUGAGCUCUGGGAGAUGGCUGAGCAAAAAGGUAAAGUCCUCCACGUGGAGCAUAUUGAACUUCUGACUGAAGAAUACAAGCAGCUGAAAAAGGAGGUGGCUGGGAAAGAUCUAGUGAAGGGAACGUUACAUUUCACAGGCAGUGUCCUCGAUGAAACAAAAGCAGGGUUCCCAGCUUUCAGUGGAAUUGCCCGACUGACUUGGCUGAUUGACCUCUUUGGUGACCUCACUGUUACCUCCGCCACCAGAGAAGAGCAGAAGGAUAAGAAUUAUUCUAGAAUGACUGUCCAUUUUCAGACUGCAAACAAGAAGCCUCUGACUUGGAUUGAAGAAAGAGGACCAGGAAUGAGACGUGAAAAGAAAAUCAAUUUCUGUUUCACCAGUGGUUGCCUGGAGAACUUCCCUCAAGCCCCAAGGUCUGCUGUGGGCCUUUUCAUGCAGGAUCAGAACCUCUUUGCCAAAAAACUGCUGGGACAGGUAUCCAAGGAAGAGCUGGCUGCUGAGAAAUGGCGAAUUUUGCGGUGCCUUGACCUUGCUGGGAUGAUUCAACAGCAGUGUGAACAGCCUGAGAAAAUCUGUUCUUGAGGUGGCUCUUCCAAGAGGAACAUGGCAGAUAGGAAAGCUGUAGGUCUAGAGCUAAGUGUUGCUGUCAGGCAAUUGCUGUUUCUGUUAUAUUGCAUUCUCUUUGACUGAAUGUCACUCCUGGGUUCUCUAUGGGGACUGGAGAUCCUGGGCUAUGCCCUAUGCCUUCUGGUGUUUGCUAGAACAAAGCAACAUGUUACCCCGCUCUGAUGCAUUGCUGUCCUUUCAGGCAGACAGGAACCCAGCAGCAACGAGGUUUCUCAUGUUUGCUUCCAAGCAGUUCAGUUGGUAAUGUCCCUGAAGCCAGAUCACGGAGGAUUGCAAAUAGGUAACAUGAUUUUCCUUCUUGAGUAUUCUUUCUCUUCUAUUUAGAUGUAUCUGAAAAUGAGACAUACAGGAUUAUCUAGAACAGAGCUCUAAAAAGAGUUUUUGACCUCUCUCUGCUUGACCUGCAAAAGUUGUGCCUCCUCAGUCCCAACCUUUUUCUUCUGGGUACUCUGAAUUGGUUUGUGUGUUUGCUCUAGUUAGAAGCUAUGCCUCUUUUGUUUUGCAUUUCACACUGGAAAUCAUUUACCUUCAAACAGAACCUAUAAUGGUACCAAACCAGAAUAGAAAUAUCUUGUUUCUGACAGAUGCAAGUUGAGUCCAUUCUAUUUCUCUGAUGCCCUGUGCCAACACAGAAAUGUUUUUCCAGAGGAGAUAAAAACAAUACGUUAAACUGAUACAUCACCUGCUUACUUUCCUUUUUUUUUUUUUUUCCCAUUGGAAGCAUUGUGUUACUGUCUUUCAUUGGUGUUCUGUAUUCUGAUUCAGCAUGUGAAUGAUUCUCACCUAAAAAUAAUAUAUGUCCUGAUAUUAAAAAAAAACUAACUGGUGUUCUCCUGGAAACAGUAAAAGUCGUUAGAAAUAGUGAUAAAAUUAGAGUAGGACUGUAGGAAAUAGAGCAAUUUGCAAAUAUAGCCAUGCAAUUACCAAGUAUCACAGCUGUGGGGAUGGAUGUGUGGCAUUUUACAGUAGUCCCAGGGUCACAUAUGAAGACAUUAUCACUUCCCUAAAGAAUCACUUUAUUGGAGAAGAAGCCUGAAUAGUGCACAAAACUAUUAACAAUUUCUCUGCCUUUAUUUUCUAAUUACAGCAUUUGCCUGUGCUGUGUUAAUAUAGCAGCAAACUUCAGCCUACACAGUUCUCUCAAAUGCAGACCCAUCAUCUCCUUAAUACGUUACCAUGUUGGCAAUUUUGAGUAAGGACUUUAUAUGUUAUAGAUGUGUAUAUAACCACAACUACACAGUACUGAUGGAAAAGGAUUUUCCAUUAACUCAAUCAUAUUUAUUCUCAAAUUAGAUACAGUUCAGUUAGAGUUUGAAUCAGAGAAGGAAGGAAAGGCUGUAUUUUGUUUCCCAAAUAAUUCAGGAGCAACUAGGGCUUGAUAUGUGAAUGAGUUCACAAAAUACGUUUGAAUCUAUUACAUCUAUUAAAGUCAGUGAAAAGUAUUUCAAGUGUUUGAAAUCCGUGUGUGUCACUAGCAGAUCUGUGCAGGCAGAUCACGUGCUUGUCCACCCAAACAGAUCCCUUACUGAGAAUUCUCAGGGACUUAUUUAUGAAUGUAAUGGACUUUGCUUGGGUGGACCUGAUGCUAAGUGAGUGGGAAGGAUUUUAUCCCAAUGGAUUCAUGGCAAAACACAAGAAGUCCAUCCUGGAUCAAAAUGAAAUUAAAAUCUGCUGUGUAUGUGUAUCUGCUAUGUAUGACAGCACGCACAGUUUCCUGUUUGCUGUCAGACUCCUCAUCUGUGAGCCUGGGGUGAAUACCACUUGCUAACUGACAGCAGGCAGUCAGGGAGGGACAGCAAAGGGAAGGGAGAUUUCACGCUCCCCAGAAGCAUCUAAAUUAACCAGUAAGUCUCCCUGGGGCUGCUCUGUAGUUCCUCAUGAGAGCUGUAGUUAGCAGUAUUCCUCUAAGGAGUGAACAAAAGCUCGUGGGAGCACUGUAAAGCAGCACUGCAGCCAUUCAGUGAAUUGCCCUGGAGAAGCCUCUUUCUGUAGCCUGGGAAAAUUAGCUGGUUAUUUUGAGCUGGUGGAGGCAGAUUCUGGGUGUCCUGCGCUGUCCUCCAUCCCCACUGUUCCUCCCAGCAAAUCUACUGCACUUGAAAGCCUGGAGCAUUCAAACUGUGUUAUCUUUGAAACUGUGAAUUUGCUGAUGCUGCCAUGGUUUGUAUACAAGAACUACUGGGUAUCAAGCUUCAAACAUAUAUCCUUAAUCAGAUGUCAAACUCACCAAUAAAAAACUGGAGUUCUUAAUCA